Phytophthora infestans T30-4 is the source of this 1407-nucleotide messenger RNA. Its product is annotated as Type II (General) Secretory Pathway (IISP) Family. The record is from RefSeq and is a predicted model, not a curated record. The transcript has a single exon. The coding region runs from base 1 to 1407 and encodes 468 amino acids. Lineage: Eukaryota; Oomycota; Peronosporomycetes; Peronosporales; Peronosporaceae.
AUGAGUCACAGCUCCUCGCGCGUGCGUCUGCGACUGCUACUGGUGCUGCUGCUCGCUCUCGCCAUAGUCUCCGUCCAGGCCAUGGACCCCAGUAAGGACUAUUAUAAAGUUCUUGGCGUGAACGAGCAAUUCUCGGACCGCGAACUUAAGAAGGCAUACCGACAGCUAGCUCUACAGUACCACCCAGAUAAGGCGGAGAAUGCUGAGGAUAAAGAAGCAGCCAAGGAGAAGUUCGUCGAAGUGUCGGAGGCUUACGAAGUAUUGUCCGAUUCGGAAAAGCGCAAAGAAUACGAUGACGCUCAACGCUUCGGGGGAGGCGCAGGUGGCGGAUUCCCUGGCGGAUUUGGUGGCCAGGGUGGCCAAAGACGCUCCACGGACGAGAACAUGGCUUCAUUCACGAAGAUGUUCGAGAGCGUCUUUGGUCAUGGAUUUGGAGGCGCGGGAGGCUUUUCCGGUGGUGCUGGUGGCUUUGGAGGCGGAUUUGGAGGCGGGUUCCCCGGGGGAGCGGGCUUUGGCGGACGUGGGAUGCCCAACGAGUUUCAGUUCGAUGGAAUGGAUGGCUUUGGACAUGCUAAGCGACCAGGAGCACGUGGCCAGCAACAAGCGAGACAACCCACGACGUUGUAUGGACCCGAGUCGCCUGUUAAAACGCUAUCGAAGAAAAAGUUUCCAGGCAAAGCCGCGAACAACGAGUGGCUUGUACAGUUCUACGAGAUGGACGCACCUAUGGCCGAAUUUCGCGGCAAGUAUGAAAAUGUGGCACGGGAUCUGAACGGCAAAGUGCGUGUAGGUGCCGUGAACUGCGAUAAGUACGCAAAACUGUGUCGUGCCAAUGGCAUCGCCAAGUUCCCGACGUUUGCGUACAUUUGGGAAGGUCAACUCACCAAAUUUGACGGUGAAGUUGACGAAUAUCAAGUGUAUAAUUUCGCUAUUGAGAAGCAUAUCGCGCGUCUUCAACGUAUGCGCAACUCGGGCGAGAUUGAAAAGCUGCAUGCUGGCAACGAGGCAAAGUUGUGUAAUGUGGGCAAACAUGCUACGUCGGGCGCGUCAUCUCUGUGCGCCGUAUUUGUCUUGUCGGGUGAUAAGAAGAAGCGCGAGCAGGAGAUGAAAGUGGCAAAGGAGGUUGCGAAGAAGUUCCGUCACUCAAAAAGUCUUAGCGUUGCGUAUGUGGACUGGAAGACCCAGCAGCUUCCGGUGCGGAAGUUGGUCGAGACGGCUGUCGGCCACAGUCACAGACAGCAGCAACCAGGAUUGCUGGUCAUUCGUACGAAACGCGGUAAGACGCGGGUGGGCACCCAUUCGCUGGAUGCUGACUUCAAUACCGAUGCACUAUCCGCUACUAUGGAGCGUGCUGUUGGCGGUGAUCUGUCGAUGUCGAACGUGCAUGGAUCGGUGCAUUUCCGCUGA